This is a messenger RNA of Exophiala bonariae, 1413 nucleotides long. RefSeq lists its product as uncharacterized. Lineage: Eukaryota; Fungi; Ascomycota; Eurotiomycetes; Chaetothyriales; Herpotrichiellaceae. The record is from RefSeq and is a predicted model, not a curated record. The transcript has a single exon. The coding region runs from base 1 to 1413 and encodes 470 amino acids.
AUGUCCUUCUCGCCCCAGAAGGAGCCUGAAACUGCAGCUGUGGCUGUCAAUCUUACUCCGUAUGGGUAUUAUCAGUCAGUCAUUCGACCAGUAUCUUCUCGCAUGAAUCCUGACAAAACUAGGCAACAUGGCUGGACUACCAUCAAUGACCCAAGCAACAUCAAUUCCUCUCUCAACACGCCACCACCAGCUUCUCCUCAUGAUGUCGCUGAACCACAAUCGCAGCAAGCGAGCAAAUUCCGCUCACAUAUUCUAGCUUCGACAGAGCGUUUGAAAUGGCCACCUGGUUAUCGAAAGCGAAAGAAAUCGCCAUCUCAAUCACCAAAACGUCCCCGCAAAAAGACUCGUGUUUCUACCACAAAGUCUGAGAUCUCCGGCAGAGUCGUGAAGUUUCCAGAUCUGGGAAAGACUUUCUCAAAGCCCGAUUCAAUGCCUUUGGCACACUCCGAGCACAAGAUGGUCUCACCAGAUCAAAUUCUGUUACCUCGAAGUUCGAGCGCACAAAACGCUAUCAGCAAGAAACGUUCGCUUACUACGACAGCUCCUCAUGAAGUAUCAAAAUCUCCAAGUGUAACGGCAAACGGGACAGAUAUGCGGCAGACAAAUGAGCAUUUCGAUCACCACACCACAACAUUGAAGGAGAUGGAUGAGAACUCGAACGAUUUGUUUAUGUAUAGUUCUGAUGACUUGGAGGAAUUUUUGGAAGCCGAACAGCUCUUGACAGGAACAACUGCCCAAACCCUGACGGUAACUCCUCGAUCAGAUAACCCAUCAAGCCCCCUGAAAUCAAAUUUAGAUCUACAAUCGGAAGGACAAGCGAACGGCUUACCCAUGACCCCGUUCAUGCGAACGAACUUUCAGCCUCAACCACCAGCUACGAGAAUGGCCAAGGCCUCUACCAUUACCGGUCUUUCUACCUUGAGGCGAACUCUGACUUGUUUUCGAAUCGCAGAAGCCAUCAGACUGCUGAAAUGUGCCGACCCGUCUCAGACAUUAACAUUUGAACUAUUCGGCGUCUCUCGCCCUCCCAUGCAUGAUAAAACAAGCGAGACGACGAAUCCAGCCAUCGAAGUCGCAGAUUUGUUCUUUCCACACCUCCCUCCAAGCCUCAGACUCGAUGUCGAUCCGACACAGGUGCAACGCCUUUACAAAGGACCUCCUACAAGCACUUCACGACCUACAGAUAAUGCCCUCCCCUAUAAAAGCAGAGAAAGUUCAACAAACAUGGUUCGGACAAAUAUAAGAGCCUGGCCGAAGACUCUCAACGCAGAUACUGCUUUGCCUGAAUACAUUGGAACGACCCUCAGGGACAAAUUCGAAAUUAGAGUCAUUUGCGCUCAAGCUACAACAUGGGAAGAAGUUCGUGAAACACGUUCUGUCGUGGAGGCAACUCAGGCCAUGACCCCAACCUAG